AUGUCCAACCGAAUCACCUUGAUCAAAUUUCUUCUCCUGGGAUUCUCUGACAUUUGGGAGCUGCAGAUUUUGCGCUUUGUGAUGUUCCCGGUGAUUUACCUGGCAGCCCUGAUCGGGAAUCUUCUAAUCAUCACAGCCAUAGCCCUCGAUGACUAUCUCCACAUCCCCAUGUAUUUCUUCCUGGUGAAUCUGUCCAUUAUAGACCUUUGCUCCAUCUCUGUCAACAUCCCCAAAUCCAUGGCCAAUUCCCUCAUCAACACCAGAUUGCUUUCUUAUCUUGGAUGUGUCACCCAGGUUUUUCUCUUUUUAGUAUUCACUGCAGCUGCUCUUGCCUUACUCACUGUCAUGUCAUAUGACCGAUAUGUCACCAUCUGUCAAUCACUGAACUACAAGAGAGUGAUAAACAGGAGAGCGUGUGUCCAAAUGGCAGCCAGUGCCUGGACUACUAGCAUUGUUACUCUGCCCUGCACACUGGGAACACCUUCACGUUACCAUUCUGCCAAUUCAGUGUCAUCAGCCAGUUCUUCUAUCUUCAAAACUGUGCUGAGAAUACCCUCUGAGCCAGGCCAGCUUAAAGUCUUCUCCGCCUGCCUCCCUCACCUCACUGUGACCUCUUUGUUUCUUUGCACUGGCAUCUUUGUGUACCUGAAACCCAUCUCCAGCUUCACAUCAAAUAUGGAUCUCAUGAUGAGUGUUCUCUAUGCUCUGGUGCCUCCAGUGAUUAAUCUGAUCAUCUAUAGCAUGAGGAACAACAAGAUCAAAGCUGCAUUAAAGGAACUGAUUGUGUAG
Messenger RNA from Gopherus flavomarginatus (Mexican gopher tortoise), 789 nucleotides. RefSeq names its product olfactory receptor 14I1-like. The record is from RefSeq and is a predicted model, not a curated record. NCBI's taxonomy places the organism in Eukaryota, Metazoa, Chordata, Testudines, Testudinidae. The transcript is spliced from 2 exons. Gene Ontology annotation, biological process: G protein-coupled receptor signaling pathway. Gene Ontology annotation, molecular function: G protein-coupled receptor activity; olfactory receptor activity. Gene Ontology annotation, cellular component: membrane. The coding region runs from base 1 to 789 and encodes 262 amino acids.